This is a messenger RNA of Adelges cooleyi (spruce gall adelgid), 3086 nucleotides long. Its product is annotated as centrosomal protein of 104 kDa. The record is from RefSeq and is a predicted model, not a curated record. Lineage: Eukaryota; Metazoa; Arthropoda; Insecta; Hemiptera; Adelgidae. Bases 282 to 2906 code for a protein of 874 amino acids. The transcript has 17 exons. Gene Ontology annotation, cellular component: cilium.
GAAAACCAAAGUGGGAGAAUUGAGAGAUGGAUGAUAGGACACUGAAAAACGAAAACUAACGCUAAAACAUGUUGCGUGUUACCGAAUUGCUUUACCGAUUGAUUGGUUUUCUCUUAUAUAGUAACUACUAUCUAUAAAAAAAAAAAAAAAAAACAAUAUAAAGUUCGCUAUCGUCGUAAUGAAUUGCUGUGAAUUAUGUGAACAACGAACUAAGUGCUUCAGACAAAAAUCAAACGCCGCUAACAUCUCAAAGUCUACACACGUACACCACAAGACAAGCGAUGCAAACAGGAAAAAUAGAGUUCACGGUUGUUCAUAAAACGAGCGAAGAUGCGAAUUAUCAAAGUUUUGAGCUUAACCAGCAUGGUCCGACCGUUAAGGGAUGGAAAUCGUCUAAAAACUGCGAGUAUCCUCAAGAGUUGGUGCUCAGACUCGCCGAGACCGCCAUAGUUCAUCAGAUCCAAGUACUGUCUCAUCAAUUUUUGAUAUCCAGUAAAAUCGAAAUAUGGAUUGGGCCGGAAGAACAUGGUGAAACGGAAGAUCCGAGUGCAUUGAUCUAUGAAUAUUUGGGUUAUGUUACGUUGAACGACAACGACGGAAGUCAAGUGAAGAGCAGAGAAUUGAAAACUAUAUCGUUGCCUUUGUCCAGUCCGACCGAUUGCGUGAAGUUCAUUUUGCACGAGAACCAUCAGAACGCUUUAAAUCGUUUUAACCAGGUGAGUUUAAUCGGAGUGCAAAUUUUCGGCGAAAAACAGAGCUGCGGCGACCAAGGAAAUUUUCACGGCUCUGUUUGUGACGACUUAGCGUUCGAAAUGUACGUGGAUAAGCAGAUGGCCAUCGUCAUUAGGACUCUAGAACAAAGAAAGAUAAAAGCCGUCCAAGAUGAGAGAUUCGAAUAUGCUCGAAAACUGAAAGCCGCCAUGACAGAGUUGAGGUCAGCCGGUGAAAAGUUGGGCAAAUUGGAACUAUCGAAAAACCAUGCCAUCCACAAUGAAGACUAUGCUAAAGCGAAAAAGAAAAAGGCCCAAAUGGAAGAGUUUAGGGCGCAGAUUUUGGCUGACAACCGGGUGGACGAUCUCCUAGAGAAAGACGGACCAUUGAUGGUCAACGACGAGGAGCCUGAAGGUCUAAUGGACAAGACCCCAAACUCUGUCACGAGUGACUCCAUCAAGUUGGUCGAAAACAACGGGAUUUCACCCUCGGUCACUCCUCGAGGGAUGACGGACAAAAAAUACAAACAAGAAAUCCUUCCGGAAAAAACUGAAACAGAAGCGGUCGACGAACCGGAUGUUUACCACAGUCCGGUAUCCCCACUCCACUACCCUGAAAAUAGCCCCAGAGACAGGUCGCCGAAACUUCAACAGACCAUAGUGUCCAAAUCGAUCUCGUUUAGAAGACCGAAACCAAUCCGUCCAAAGUCCAACAAAACCAGUUACGAAGCGUAUGACGAACAAUCAAUUCCUGCUCAAAGAUUCUGCCAGACUCGGAACACUCAGGAUUUAGCGACGACACAAUUGAAUGGUGGGGUCGCAGGUACGUUCAAAUUAAGUGAAAGAGAUAAGAAACAACUUUCAAUCCCUAUCACUGUGUUUGGACUCUCAAUGGUCAAGCAUUUUUUCUCCAAGCAAUAUUCCGAUAAGGUAGAGGGUCUGAAAUCGAUGGAAGGUUCUAUUAAAAACUUCAUGGUCGACGGCGAUUCACGUCAUCCUCCUAACAAAAUUACUAGAGCCGCUGUCCAGCUAUUGCAUCGGACUUUAAGAGACAAAGUGUUCGCCGUUUACAAUUUGUCAGCCAACAUUAUACGCUUUCUUUUUUCGGAAUUUGUCCCUGGAAGGGUAUCGACUGGUGAAGCUUCGCGUAGCGUUGAGACGUUGCUACCAGAAUUGUUAGCUAAAGCUGGUGACACCACUUCGAGGAUACACAACAUAGCGAUACAUACGAUAUUAAGUGUAGCCGACGUACCUGACAUAAGGAAACUCAACAUAAUACAAACACACCUGACGCGUUUAUUCACAGGCAACAUACAUCCUAGAUUGAUACUUAGUCGUUUGGAAAUGACUGAACAACUGAUAGUUAGCCAAGGCGUGUCUUCGGACAAAAACAGCGGAAUGACGUGUCGUACCUUAUGCGAAUUCGGAAUGUCGGCUAUUCAUCACCCAACCGAAGCCGUGCGAAAAGCUGCUGAAAGAAUUCUGCUGCACGUUUACAAAGUGAACCCUCGAUUCGUUCGCAAGCAAUUGCCCCCAGAUGACGAAAUUACCAGAAGAAACAUAUUAUACAGACAGCUAAUGCAAGAAUUCGAACGCAUUGAUUUAGAAAGGAGAUGCGAGAUAAGCACGAGUAACAACAGCCAAUGUAAAUUAGUGAGAUCUACAAGUGAAAAUCAUUCAACUUUUAACCACAACAGUGAAAACAACGUGUACAAUGCGUUGAGUAGUAAAAAUAAAUUGAGUUCAAGUUCCUCAGCGAGCGUAAACGAGUUUAAUGAUAAUGGACAAAGUGAGAGUAGCUCGUCAAAAUGUCACCGCUGUACUUUUUGCAAAAACGAGUCAUUUUUCACAGAAGAAGAAUUGAAUAUUCAUUUUUGGAAAUUUUGUCCUCUGUUGAUGCGAUGUGAACACUGCUCUGAAGUCAUCGAAAUAAUGACACUCCGGCAUCAUCUACUGAAGGACUGUGAUUACAAAGAUAAUUAUAAAACGUGCAACUUGUGCUUAGAAGUGAUCAAGAGCGAUUUUCUAGAACAUCAUGUAUUGGGACCAGCAUGUGUCAAACGAAAUUCAAUAAGCAACACUUGCCCCUUGUGCUCAGAGGACAUAGGAAGUGACCUGGAAGAUUGGAACAAACAUUUAAAUUGCCCAAGUGCAUGUAAAAAUCAUCCGAGAAAGAACUACUUAAAAAAAUAUUAACAUCAGCGUUUUUUUUUUGUAUUAAAAAAAUAUUAGGUAUUUUUAUGCUAAAACUUAUUUUGUCUUCUUUAUAGGUACCCAAUUGCCAAAAGUAAAAUUGUAACUUCUAGAACUUGACUGAUUUAUUCAAGCAGUUUUUACUUAAUUUAUCAAAAUAAAAUUAAUAAAUAAAACGUUUAU